AUGGACGAAGACCACCCCAAGGUGAUCCGGCUCUCGUACGAGGGCCGUGUGGCCGUCAUCACGAUCGACAACCCGACCAAGCUGAACGCCCUGUCGCUGUUCCAGUACUACGACCUGGCCAGCAAGAUGCGCGAGGUAGCUGCCCGGGACGACGUCUACGUGACCCUGCUGACAGGCACGGGGCGAUUUUUCUCAGCCGGUGCCGACGUCUCGGUCGCGUCGAGCGACAACGGCAGCGACGCCUACGCGCACUGGCUGCGCUCGUUUGUGGCCUUUAACCUCAACAUUGCGCGGGCCUUUUACACGCAUCCCAAGGUGCUGGUGGUUGGGCUGAACGGGCCGGCUGUCGGGCUGUCGGCGGCGCUGAUCGGCUUUGCCGACUUUGUCUACUGCACGCCCGAGACCUUUCUGCUGACGCCGUUCAGCUCGCUCGGACUCGUGGCCGAGGGUGGCGCCUCGGUCGGCCUGGUGCAGCGACUCGGCCGCGCCAAGGCUCUCGAGGCUCUGCUGAUGAGCCGCCGGAUCCCGAGCGACGAGCUGCUGGCUGCCGGCUUUGUCAAUGCCGUCUUUUCCGGCCCCGACACCGCCAACGACACCGCCUUCCAUCGCCGCGUCCGCGCUGAGAUCGAUGCCCGCCUCGGCCCCCAUCUCAUCGGCGACAGCCUGCUCGGCAUCAAGAAGCUCGUCCGCGCCGCCGACGAUCACGUGCUCGACCGCCAGAACGUCGCCGAGGUCUUUGCCGGGCUCGACCGCUUCCUCACCGGCGUGCCCCAGGAGGAGUUCCGGAAGCUGGCCACGGGCGAGAAGCGACAUAAGCUAUAG
This is a messenger RNA of Grosmannia clavigera kw1407, 822 nucleotides long. Its product is annotated as peroxisomal-enoyl-isomerase. The transcript has 2 exons. Gene Ontology annotation, cellular component: peroxisomal matrix. Gene Ontology annotation, biological process: fatty acid beta-oxidation. Bases 1 to 822 code for a protein of 273 amino acids. NCBI's taxonomy places the organism in Eukaryota, Fungi, Ascomycota, Sordariomycetes, Ophiostomatales, Ophiostomataceae. The record is from RefSeq and is a predicted model, not a curated record.